Symbiodinium necroappetens is the source of this 293-nucleotide messenger RNA. NCBI's taxonomy places the organism in Eukaryota, Dinophyceae, Suessiales, Symbiodiniaceae. The record is from the annotation of a GenBank genome assembly.
GCGGAGUGGCGCUGCUCAACGCCGCCUCGGCCUUUGUGGCAGCACCGGCCGCAUCACAGCCAGCCUUGAGGGGCACCCCCGCCGCGCAGGCGCAGGCCCAAUCCGCUACUGCGGGCUCUUCGCUGUCUGCGUUGGCCGCCGGUGGUGCCGUCGCCGCAGCAGCAGUGGCUGCAGGUGUUCGGCCAGGACGCCAGACACGCAGCACCAUCCUCCCUACAACGGCGAAGGAGGGCCGGGUGACACUCAAGGCAUUGGACCAGUCCAGCCGAUACGCAGACCUCUCCCUGGACGAG